CACAACCAUGGUGCCAACUGCAGCCGCAAGGUGUGGACCCGACCCGUUUCAAAUCCAAACUCUUGAACCUGAUUAUUGAAUAAAACGAGUCUGACAGACCCGUUAGAUUAAGAGAAUGCCCCAGACCGAUUCCACUCACCACUCUCAAUCUCUCUUUCUCUGAAAUCGCAAAGACGGGCUAGGUUUUCCGGCCCCAGCGCCGACUAUCUCUAACACUUCUCCUUCUGCGAUCAACCCGACGCCUCCAUUUCCGGGACUGCCGACGAUAUUCCUACUCUCCGUUUCUCCGCUCAGCCCGACGCCUCCAUCUCCGGGACCGCCUACGAUCUUCCUCCUCUCCGUUCGCUCAGCCCGACACCACCAUCUCCGACACCGCGGACCAUCUUCCUCCUCUCCGUUCUUCGCUCAGGUCGACGUCACCACCUCCGGCACUGCGAGCCUCCGCCGGCGACUUCACCGCUCUUCCAACUCCAUUCUCCUUAGGUUUGAACCCUCCCUCAUUUGCUUGGUUGACAUGGAAGGGAUGAUGAUGAUCCCGUUGAAGGACAUAGCACCCGCAGCUCAAAACAACAUAAACACCCAGUUCAUAGUUUUGGAUAAAGGAAGGGUGACAUUUGAAGGCCCACAAAAGACAUGUUUGGCACUAGUGGCCGACAACACGGCCGCAGUUCAUUUCCAGCUUUGGGGGGACGAGUGUGAAGCCUUUGAGCCCGGCGACAUCGUUCGCUUGGUUAAUGGCAUCUUCUCUUACCAGAGGAACAAUCUUGUGCUGAGGGCCGGCAAGAGAGGGAAAGUCCAAAAGGCGGGAGAAUUCACCAUGGCUUUUGUUGAGACGCCCAAUAUGAGCGAGAUCCGAUGGGUUCCUGAUCCGAAUAACUCCAAGAAGUAUGUCCAGGAGGCUGUUCUUUCCCCUCACUCGCGUAUCUUUCCGCCCAUGCUGUGACUAGUUACCGCCUACUUCAUUGGAACUGGUAUGCAAUAGUUGGAAUUCAACUCUGUUUGAUGGCUUGUUCCAACUUACCCAGAAAAACAGAAAAGAUAGUGAGUUGCCUGCUAGCAUCCAUUUAUUUGUAUAGGGUCUUCUAAGUAGGAAAGAGAGUAUUUUGAAUGUGAUGAUGCUUUUGGGUUGGAGAUUUGGAACAGCAAUGAUGUGUUUUAAGUAAUCAAUU
Messenger RNA from Diospyros lotus (date-plum), 1169 nucleotides. RefSeq lists its product as uncharacterized. The record is from RefSeq and is a predicted model, not a curated record. Lineage: Eukaryota; Viridiplantae; Streptophyta; Magnoliopsida; Ericales; Ebenaceae. The transcript has 2 exons. Gene Ontology annotation, cellular component: SOSS complex. Gene Ontology annotation, biological process: double-strand break repair via homologous recombination; response to ionizing radiation; mitotic cell cycle checkpoint signaling. The coding region runs from base 515 to 943 and encodes 142 amino acids. Gene Ontology annotation, molecular function: DNA binding.